Molecule: messenger RNA, 837 nt
Organism: Durotheca rogersii
Lineage: Eukaryota; Fungi; Ascomycota; Sordariomycetes; Xylariales; Xylariaceae
Product: NAD(P)-binding protein
Exons: 1
Coding region: 1-837 (278 amino acids)
Source: RefSeq, a predicted model, not a curated record
AUGACGUCCCCCGUCGCACCCGGCAGCCUCAGCGCCAAGCGCACCAUCGUCUUCCUCGGCGGCUCGGGCGGCGUCGGCCUGGCGGCGCUAACGCGCGCGCUCGGGGCGGGCCACAACUGCGUGGCGCUGUGCCGGACGCCGGCGAAGCUGACGGACCGGUUCGCGCCGGCGGGGCCGCCGGCGAACCUGCGCGUCGAGCCCGGCAACGCCCACGACGCCGCCGCCAUCGCCCGCUGCCUCGUGUGGGCCCGCGACGGCCCCGGCGGCCCCGUCCUCGCCGACACCGUCGUCUCCUCCAUCGGCGGCGUCUUCCAGCUCGCCCGCCGCACCAUCGACGACCCGCACGUGUGCGAGCAGGGCGCGCGCGCGCUCCUCGACGCGCUCGCCCUCGUCCGCGCCCAGUUCGACCUCGCAGCCUCCCCGUCCCCGUCCCCGCCCGCCUCGGAGGCGGCGGCGGCGGCGGCGGCGUGGCGCCCGCGCAUCGUCGCCGUCAGCACGUGCGGCAUCAGCGAGAGCGGCCGCGACUUCCCGCUCGCCGAGACGCCCGUCUACCACCUGCUGCUGCGGGUGCCGCACGCGGACAAGAAGGUGAUGGAGGAGGUGCUGGUCGGGGGCGCCGCGGCGGGAGCCUACGCCUACACGCUGGUGCGGCCAAGCCUGCUGACCGACGACGCGGGCAAACCGGAGCGCCGGGUGCGAGCGGGCGCGGGUGCCGCGCCGGCCAUCGGGUACGGCAUCUCGCGCGACGACGCCGGCCGCUGGAUCUACGAGAACCUGCUCGAGAACGCGGGUGAGCGGGCGAAGUACGAGAACCAGGUCGUGACGAUUACGUGGUGA